This is a messenger RNA of Andrographis paniculata, 3636 nucleotides long. Its product is annotated as triacylglycerol lipase SDP1-like. The record is from RefSeq and is a predicted model, not a curated record. Lineage: Eukaryota; Viridiplantae; Streptophyta; Magnoliopsida; Lamiales; Acanthaceae. Bases 880 to 3321 code for a protein of 813 amino acids. Gene Ontology annotation, molecular function: triacylglycerol lipase activity. Gene Ontology annotation, biological process: lipid metabolic process. The transcript has 3 exons.
AUCAAUCUGCCGAAGCAACGAAGAAGAAGAAGAAGAACAUUGGAAAAGCCCUCUCAGAGUCCCAACCAAGAAAGCAUCAAUGGAGCCUGGUAGGCAGUCAUAGCCAUUCCCACAAUAACGUAAACAUCUCAUCCUCUUCUGUCGUUUUCUAGACUCGUCCGCGUCAGCACUGCGAACCGAUAUGGCUGUCACAUCACAUCCAAAUCCUCCUCCUGACUCCAUUCCGAAUCCCGAUGCCCACGUAUGGCGUUUCUCCAUUAAUCAAUUUAUAUAUAUAUUUCGAUCACAGCGUUGAAUUGAAUUUCAUACCAUUUGAUUCGCGCACGCGUUUCCUAUAUAUCCAAAACUUCGAUUGCUUGAAGCAAUCGCCUGCUGCCCUUUUUGAUCGAAUUGGUUGCAUCUACAGCUGAUUUUGAGGGUUAAUCGGCGGGGGAGAAUUUUCGGGAGUUUAAUUGGUACUCAAUUGCGUGCCCUAGCUUUUCCCCCUUUUCGAUUUCUAGGGUUUAUUCUGGAAUAUACAUUUUCUUGCUUAGUUAGGGUAAAAUUCUUGCAAUUAAGCUAUUGCUUGCUGCUUAGUUUGAAAUCUCUGGUGAAUUUGCUGCUCCAUUGAUGGUAGAAGAAAGAAUCUCUGUUGAUUCUGGUUUUGAUCCAUAGCUGCUAGCUUGUUCUUGUUUAGUCAGUUAUACAUACACAUAUAUAUAUUGUUGAGAUAGGAAUAGUUUCUGUUGAUUCUGAUUUUGAUCCAUAGCUGCUAGCUUGUUCUUGUUAGGUCAGUUCUCUCUCUCUCUCUCUCUCUCUCUCUCUCUCUCUCUCUCUCUCUCUCUAGAUAUAUAUAUAUAUAUAUAUUGUUGAGAUUGUUGGAUUGAGGUGAAGGCCGCCAUGGAUAUAAGCAAUGAGGCUAGCGUUGAUUCAUUCUCAAUAGGGCCAUCGUCGCUUUUCGGCCGUACGAUCGCCUUCCGGGUUUUGUUCUGUAAAUCGAUGUCGCAUUUGAGGCAUCAGAUCAUAGGGAUGUUGUUAAUAUGCUUGUCGAAAUUCCGGGGAAUCUUCCGGAGCUACAUAUCUCCGGUGAUCUCGUGGUUCCAUCCCCGGAAUCCGCAGGGGAUUCUCGUGAUGAUGACGGGGAUCGCCUUCUUGUUAAAGCGUUACACGAAUGUGAAAACGAGGGCCGAAAUGGCGUAUAGGCGAAAGUUUUGGAGGAACAUGAUGAGGGCAGCUUUGACGUACGAAGAAUGGGCACACGCCGCCAAAAUGCUCGAUAAAGAGACUCAUAAGAUGAACGAAUCCGAUCUCUACGACGUCGAGCUCGUAAGAAAUAAGUUGCAAGAGCUUCGGCACCGUCGGCAGGAGGGUUCGCUUAGGGACAUCAUAUUCUGUAUGAGGGCCGAUCUUGUUCGGAAUUUGGGCAACAUGUGUAAUCCUGAGCUCCACAAGGGUCGACUUCAGGUGCCGAAGCUUAUAAAAGAGUACAUCGACGAGGUCACGACACAGCUAAAAAUGGUUUGCGACUCCGACUCGGAGGAGCUCUUGUUAGAGGAAAAGCUCGCGUUCAUGCACGAGACGCGGCACGCCUUCGGUAGGACGGCGCUGCUGCUGAGUGGCGGCGCGUCGUUGGGAGCCUUCCAUGUCGGCGUCGUGAAAACUUUGGUCGAACACAAGCUCUUGCCGCGGAUCAUCGCGGGAUCGAGCGUCGGCUCGAUAAUGUGUUCGGUCGUUGCCACACGGUCGUGGCCCGAGCUUCAGAGCUUCUUCGAGGAUUCGUGGCAUUCGAUCCAGUUCUUCGAUCAGAUGGGCGGGAUUUUCACCGUGUUCAAGAGGGUCAUGACGCAAGGCGCCGUGCACGACAUCCGACAGCUCCAAGUCAUGCUCCGACAUCUAACGAGUAAUCUAACUUUUCAGGAAGCGUACGAUAUGACGGGCAGGAUCUUAGGGAUCACGGUAUGCUCACCGCGGAAGCACGAGCCGCCUCGAUGCCUUAAUUACUUGACAUCACCUCAUGUCGUCAUAUGGAGUGCGGUGACGGCUUCAUGCGCGUUUCCGGGCCUGUUCGAAGCUCAGGAGCUUAUGGCGAAGGACAGGAGCGGCGAAAUCGUGCCGUACCAUCCGCCGUUUCAUUUGGGGCCUGAAGAGGUCUCGAGCACUUCGGCGCGACGGUGGAGAGACGGGAGCCUCGAGAUCGACUUGCCGAUGGCGCAGCUGAAGGAACUCUUUAAUGUCAACCAUUUUAUCGUGAGCCAAGCGAAUCCGCACAUCGUGCCGUUGCUGAGAUUGAAGGAGAUCGUUCGAGCUUACGGAGGCAACUUCGCCGCAAAGCUUGCUCAAUUAACUGAAAUGGAGGUAAAGCAUCGAUGUAAUCAAAUAUUGGAGCUCGGUUUUCCGAUGGGCGGACUUGCUCAACUUUUCGCCCAGGAUUGGGAAGGCGAUGUCACUGUCGUAAUGCCGGCUACUUUAGCUCAGAUAUCGAAGAUAAUUCAAAACCCAUCGUAUACCGAGCUUCAGAAAGCGGCGAACCAGGGAAGAAGAUGUACGUGGGAGAAGCUGUCGACGAUAAAAGCCAAUUGUGGAAUCGAGCUUGCGUUGGACGAGUGCGUCGCGAUCCUCAACCAUAUGCGCCGACUGAAGCGGAGCGCGGAGCGGGCAGCUGCCGCCUCUCAGGGCAACCUCUCGACCGCCACCCGAUUCAACGCGUCAAAACGAAUCCCGUCAUGGAACGUCAUCGCCCGCGAGAACUCCACCGGGUCUCUCGAGGAAGAUCUCCUCGCCGCCGCCGACGUCGCCGCCAAUCUCCACUCGAAGAACGUGCGCGGAUACCGGUCGACGACUCACGACGGAAGCGACAGCGAGGCCGAGAGCGUCGAUGUGAACAAUUGGACGAGAUCGGGAGGGCCUUUGAUGCGGACAACCUCGGCCGAUAAAUUCAUCGACUUCGUACAAGGUUUGGACCGAGGAAUUCUAGGCCAGUCGAGCAAUGUCACGAACCAGACAACGACCAUGAUUACAACAACAACGACGACAACGACAACGGGUAACCCGAGCAGCAUUGUGGUGGCGGAAGGCGAGUUAUUGCAACCCGAGCGGGUGCGGAAUGCGAUCGUUUUGAACGUCGUGAGGAAGGAAGCUGUCGGGGCGGUGACGGGCAACGGGGUUCCCGACUCGGAGAACGAUCCCGACUCGUUUGCGGAGAGCGUGCAGCUCGACUCCCCGGAAAAGGACAUGGACGCAUCGGAGAGUGACGACGAUCUUUCCGGCGAUGCGGGUCCUGUCGCGAAACCGUGGUCGAUCGGCGACGAAGUUUGCGACAAGUAUGUAACAACGGACUGUUGAAAAUUAUCCGUUGUUACGGAUGCCCGUUCCGUUGUUAAGGAUGGGUAAAAAGAUGAUGACCGAAAUCCGAAUAGGGACGGGAGAAGGCGUGCCGGGCACGUGAUGUUUUUUUUUUAUUAUUAUUAUUUUUUAAAAAAAAGGAAUUUCUGGGCAAUUGAGGUUGGAAAACUUUUAAGGCAAGUUGGUUUGUGUAGGGCAUCCAAAAUUAGAAAGUGAGGGAUGAUAGAAUCCCCACUUUAAACUUGGAAGCCAUCUCAUUAUUAUUAAGAUGGCAAUGUGUUGGUUCAUCUCAUAAUCUCCAUUUUUCUAUUUUAA